Prosopis cineraria is the source of this 2047-nucleotide messenger RNA. Its product is annotated as protein NRT1/ PTR FAMILY 6.2-like. Bases 263 to 1870 code for a protein of 535 amino acids. NCBI's taxonomy places the organism in Eukaryota, Viridiplantae, Streptophyta, Magnoliopsida, Fabales, Fabaceae. Gene Ontology annotation, biological process: transmembrane transport; oligopeptide transport. The transcript has 5 exons. Gene Ontology annotation, cellular component: membrane. The record is from RefSeq and is a predicted model, not a curated record. Gene Ontology annotation, molecular function: transmembrane transporter activity.
AAUUUUAAAAUUUCUGCCAAAAGCCUCAGAUUUAUCUAUCCGCCGGUAAGACAGCAAAGAGACCAAAAAAAGCAUUUCAUAUUUCUACCACAGCCGAAAAGGACCUCCUCCUGUCAGCACGCAUCAAUAGACACGUGGCGUAGGACCCAACACAUAAACAAAGAGUGAGAGUUUAUGACGCUCACAUCCCACAAUUUGUCUCUCUCUAACAUGAUGAAGCUCUGCUUUGCACGGGAUUGAAAUUGUUGAGAGGCUCUCCACCAUGGGGAUUGCGGUCAACCUGGUGACGUACUUGAUUGGAACCAUGCAUCUGCCAAGCUCUACCUCAGCCAAUAUCGUCACUGACUUUAUGGGAACUUCAUUCCUUCUGUGCUUGCUUGGAGGCUUUCUAGCUGAUUCCUUUCUUGGCAGAUACAAGACAAUCGGAAUUUUUUCUGCAAUACAGACACUGGGCACUGCUACAUUAGCAAUUUCAACAAAAUUACCUCAGCUACGUCCACCACCUUGCCCCAAUUCCAGCAGUAACAAUUGCAAGCAAGCUAAUGGAUUCCAGAUGGGAAUUUUGCACAUGGCUCUGUAUCUUAUUGCACUAGGGACAGGGGGCUUAAAGUCUAGUGUCUCAGGAUUCGGAACUGACCAAUUUGAUGACAAAGAUGAGAGAGAGAAAUCUCAAAUGGCCUAUUUCUUCAACAGGUUCUUCUUCUUCAUCAGUUUUGGGACUCUAAUGGCUGUCACAGUACUCGUUUAUAUACAAGAUGAAGUGGGUCGAAGUUGGGCAUAUGGAAUUUGCUCUGUUUCUAUGCUCAUAGCCAUUUUGGUAUUCUUAUAUGGAACUAAAAGAUACAGAUACAAGAAAAGCAUGGGAAGCCCCAUUGUCCACAUUUUCCAAGUCAUUGUUGCUGCCACAAGGAAAAAGAAACUGGACCUGCCAUACAACAUUGGCUCUUUGUAUGAGGACACUCCUGAGGCUUCAAGAAUAGAGCACACUGAUCAGUUCCGUUUUCUGGAGAAAGCUGCUAUUGUAGCUGAAGGAGAUUUCGAGAAUACGUACGGCUUUGCACCAAACCCUUGGAAAUUAUGCUCAUUGACAAGGGUGGAAGAGGUGAAAAUGAUGGUGAGACUCCUACCAAUUUGGGCCACAACCAUCAUCUUCUGGACCACAUAUGCCCAAAUGAUCACCUUUUCAGUUGAACAAGCCUCGACCAUGGAAAGGUCCAUCGGAAAAUUCCAAAUUCCUGCAGGUUCUCUCACGGUCUUCUUUGUGGCAGCCAUCCUAAUCACUCUGGGUGUUAAUGACAGAUUCAUCAUGCCCCUUUGGAAAAAGUGGAAAGGCAAACCAGGAUUCACCAACCUGCAAAGGAUUGCAAUUGGUCUUGUGCUUUCAAUAUUGGGGAUGGCCGUUGCUGCGGUGUGCGAGGCAAAACGAUUAGCAGUGGCGAAAGGAGUCGUCAGCGACACAAAAACGCUGCCCAUAACCGUGUUCCUUCUAAUCCCACAGUUCUUCCUGGUGGGUUCAGGUGAAGCCUUUAUCUACACAGGCCAACUCGAUUUCUUCAUAACCCAAUCCCCAAAAGGCAUGAAAACCAUGAGCACAGGCCUCUUCCUCACGACUCUGUCGCUAGGGUUCUUCGUCAGUAGCUUCCUAGUAUCGGUUGUGAAGAAGGUAACCGGGGCCAAAGAUGGGCAAGGAUGGCUCGCCGACGACAUCAACAAUGGAAGGCUUGAUCUGUUCUAUGCACUGCUGACCAUACUCAGUUUCAUCAACUUCGUUGCGUUUCUGGUGUGUGCAAUUUGGUAUAAACCAAAUAAGCCUAAAUCUAUUGUGGAAAUGGAGGCUAUUGAUCGAUCCAAUGCAGAAGAAAAGUGCUAAAAGAAGAAGAAUCUUUGGAAAUGAAUCGCGUUAUGUGUAAAUGUAGAGAUUAGAAUUGUGGGGUGAUUUGUAGUUUGGAUUAUACUUGGAGAGAUCGCAGAUGCUGUGAUGUGAACUAGUGAUGUUUAGGAUUGGCCUCAAUAUGUAACAUAAUAAUCAUGUUUUCAGUUUUCUUAA